This is a messenger RNA of Drosophila suzukii, 788 nucleotides long. RefSeq lists its product as uncharacterized. NCBI's taxonomy places the organism in Eukaryota, Metazoa, Arthropoda, Insecta, Diptera, Drosophilidae. The record is from RefSeq and is a predicted model, not a curated record.
UUUAAUGCGAUAUUCAUCACCGGGUACUCCAGGGUUGACAUUCAAUGUGCAGCGGCAUUUGAGUGUGAAUGUUUGGAUAAGCAUUCUGAGUUUGUUCUCUAUCGUAUUCAGUUUGGGCGGCUACAUUUUCGCACUUACUCGAUAUUUACGUAGUCGUCUUACACAGGAACUUCAAGUUGAAUUGAUACAAAUCUACGAUGCACAGAUUGGGUAUUUCAUUGUUUUUGGCAAUCGCAACGACGUGCCGACCAUCCGUUUCCCUGGAAGACGGGUGGAACGAGCUCUCCUGCCCGUUGAUCCAGGAAGCUCGCCUGGAGUUGCUCUGCGGUGGAGUCUACACCGCCGAUCUCUUUUUGAAAUACAAGGACGCUCUGACUACCGUUAAUGCACCCUACAAGGUCUUCUACCAUCUCCAGAAUGGGUUCUACUUUCUGCUGGUUAGCUUCAACGAGUCUCCAGUACAGAGCUGUGAAAGCACGAUCCAGCUGAACGAUGGCUUGGACUUCUUUUGCGGGGACGGUGAAUCGCCUUUGAGACUGCCGGACUCCCAGGUAUUUUGCCACAGGAACAUAAUGAGCUACGUGGACGACUUGAUAUACGAGUGCACAAAGCCACGAAUUACGCAUUUUUUAGGUGCGGAAUGGGAGGGAGCAGCUGCGGUCCACUAUGCUGCCAAGUCCAAAAAACUUAAGCUGGGUUCUGCUGCCGGAAUGCCUGGCUUAGAAGCUUUGCUGCCCUGUCUGGCAUGCGUCUUGCUUCAAAAGUGAGGUUGCUGUCAACUGAUAUAU